Cervus elaphus (red deer) is the source of this 1175-nucleotide messenger RNA. It is a transcript of the gene JAGN1, whose product is annotated as jagunal homolog 1. The record is from RefSeq and is a predicted model, not a curated record. Bases 148 to 699 code for a protein of 183 amino acids. NCBI's taxonomy places the organism in Eukaryota, Metazoa, Chordata, Mammalia, Artiodactyla, Cervidae. The transcript has 2 exons. Gene Ontology annotation, biological process: vesicle-mediated transport; endoplasmic reticulum organization; granulocyte colony-stimulating factor signaling pathway. Gene Ontology annotation, cellular component: endoplasmic reticulum membrane.
CAGAGAGGCCGGAAGUUGUCUUCAAAGAGGCGCUAGACUGUUGGGUUGGCUGAGCUGAAGCUAUACGAACAGGGUCGGCAGGCAGUUGGGAGCAGUAGUCACGGCAGUUCGUCGGCCUGAGGGGCUCCAGGAGUCUGGGCCGGGAAGAUGGCGUCUCGGGCAGGCCCGCGAGCGGCCGGCACUGACGGCAGCGACUUUCAGCAUCGGGAGCGCGUCGCCAUGCACUACCAGAUGAGUGUGACCCUCAAGUAUGAAAUCAAGAAGCUGAUCUACGUGCAUCUGGUCAUAUGGCUGCUGCUGGUUGCCAAGAUGAGUGUGGGACACCUGAGGCUCUUGUCUCAUGAUCAGGUGGCCAUGCCCUAUCAGUGGGAAUACCCCUAUUUGCUAAGCAUUGUACCCUCCCUCCUGGGCCUCCUCUCCUUCCCCCGCAACAACAUUAGCUACCUGGUGCUCUCCAUGAUCAGUAUGGGGCUCUUCUCCAUUGCUCCCCUCAUUUAUGGCAGCAUGGAGAUGUUCCCUGCUGCACAACAGCUCUACCGCCAUGGCAAGGCCUACCGCUUCCUCUUUGGUUUUUCCGCCGUCUCCGUCAUGUAUCUGGUGUUGGUGCUGGCGGUCCAAGUGCAUGCCUGGCAGCUAUACUACAGCAAGAAGCUCCUAGACUCUUGGUUCACGAGCACACAGGAGAAGAAGCGUAAAUGAAGCCUGCUUGAUGGACUGCUAUGUGAGGUGAAGCCUGGGCCUCCCACCCAGUGAACUGAGAGGGUAAAGGAGCUGCUCUAAAAUCUCCUUUGGUGGCUGUGAUGUUGGCAACUAGUGCAAACUAAACCUGAGUUCUGCAGAGCCCCUUCUGUUGCCGUCAGCUGGUGGUGGAACCGUUUAAUUUAUUCCUGGUUGGUGGAACUGGAUGAUCAACAGCUGUGAAACAAACUUCAGCUGGUUGAAGUUGAGGUCCUUCUGAGUUUUUCAUCCUGACGUCUUCUUGGUCAUUCUCUCCACUUCCAUCCAUCACCCCUUCCCAUCAAAACUGAAGGAGAUAGGAAAUCAGUCAAAUUGUCCUUCAAUCAAUGGGUCAUGGAGCAGGAAACAUCUGGAAGGCUGCUUCCCCUGCAGGCUUUGGUCUCUACUGUGAAACCUUUUCAUUAAAAGAACCUCAAUAAAGUUACAACUGCCUAGUC